Molecule: messenger RNA, 1794 nt
Organism: Anopheles gambiae (African malaria mosquito)
Lineage: Eukaryota; Metazoa; Arthropoda; Insecta; Diptera; Culicidae
Exons: 3
Coding region: 658-1794 (378 amino acids)
Source: RefSeq, a predicted model, not a curated record
GAAAACAUCGUUCCGGUUGAGGCAACCAUCGUUCUCGGUUUGAGGGCAACCGGCACGUAAUACGGAAGACGUCGUAUUGUAAUCCUGAGAAGACCAACAAGCAGCAGUGAAGACAUCACUCCCGAUCCAGCCGUCCCUGACCAGCCGAAUAGGAGUUGACCCUGCUGAAGCGGAUCUGAACCACGGUUGUUCCGGCGAGGCAGAGCCGAAUAUCUCAGAUAUCACCAAAACAGAAUUGGUACGGUCCGAUUGGAAAAGGGCCCAGGCAAUCACACAACAAUAUUGGCGACGGUGGAUAGCUGAGUAUCUCCCAAAGCUCUCUAUACGAGAAAAGUGGACUCAACCGGCCAAACCAUUACAAAUAGGCGAUAUUGUCACGUUUCCCGAUGAACAAAGGAAAGGAAAGUGGUUUAAAGGCCGAAUCUGCGAGCUGGUAACUGGCGUAGACGGACAAACUCGUUCAGCACGAAUCAAAGUAGGUAAUAAUGUAGUUAAUAGGCCAACUGUAAAACUAGCAGUACUCGAGGUAAAACGAGAUCAAACAUUUCCAAAUUGGGGAAAAAGGAAGGAAACAAAUCUUAACGUUAUAAAAGCUAAAGCAGAAGAACUAGCAAGUCAAAUACCAAAAAGGAAAAAGCUCAAAAUUAGGCCCGUAUCAUGGAGCUCAUCCUUAAAAUAACAAUAUACAUAGCCGCUCUGUUUAAAGUCGAAUGCUUAUCGAUCGUACCUAUCCCUGAACCAGGAAUAUACUUUGAUCAUAUUGGGACACUCCUAUUGAAAAAAGGAGCAUGGGAAACGACAUUCCAUACGGGGACACGUCCGGCAAAUGAUACGGAUACGUUACAGACGUUGAAAAAACACUUAACCACAGUAUUGAACUCCGUUAAUAGUACGGACUCCGAACUCUCAGAUCUAAAAGUUACAAUCCAGCGCGAAUGCAACCAUGCAAUUCAACUAAUUCAAGGAAUAAGUCACAAAAGGACAAAACGCUCCCGGGGAAUAUUUGGUAUAUUAAAAGAUUUCAUGUUCGGGGGAGACGACAUAGACGAGCAAUUAGCAGCCUUCAGAGCAGCAGAGGAUACAAAAAUUACACAUGUGUCCGAACGUUUGACCCAAACAAAUAAAAAACACAAUGAGUUAACAGAAAAUUUACGUCACCGAAUAGACAAACUCUAUGAUGGUAUAGAUGUUCUCAGCAAAGAAUUUAAGCAUAACAAAAAUGAAGUUCUAACAAAGUACAUACAAGAAACGAUCAUGCUUACAACCGCUCUAGUACAAGACAUGAUAAAUAAGUAUCACGAAAUAGAUUCAAACCAAUUAUAUUUAGAGGAUGAAGAGAUGUUAAAACAAACUAUACGAAGAAAGAUGGCAAGUCAUUAUAAUGUUUUAGAAUACUCGGAAAUAACCAAUAGGAGGAUAGAAAAUGGUGAAAUAGUCUUUUCUAUCAAAAACGUAAUUGUAUCGAUAGAAAAUUACGAGAUGUUUAAAGUCAUAGCCAUUCCAAACUUUGCUAAUUAUACGAUUUUAGACAUACACGAAAAUACAAUAGCCAUCAACGAAACUAGUUACUUAUAUCCGAAGGAAAUUGUUAAACUGAACGAAUCGCAUUACAUAUCUUCUGAGAAAAUAAUACAACGAGAACCAGACUGCAUAGCAUCAGCAUUACUACACACAGAAAGUGGUGCAUUACACCGGGACGCGGCGGUACAAACGUCAGCGCUCACGAUCCCGAUUGUCGGCGAUGGACAUGUUCCAGCCGGCGACUUUCCGCACGAACAGCAUCAGCGUGUAUAG